UUGUGAAGUAAAUACAUUGGAAGUUUCUCUGAAUAUUAUUAAAAAAGAAAACAACUGCAAGAUUUCUUACUAGAAGUUUUCCUAUAUUAACAAAAACACACACAGAAACAAACUAUUUAUGUCUAUUUAAAUAUUAUUUAAACGAAAUGGCCGUUGUCUUAUUCAUAAUUACCAUUCCGACAGAGGGGGAGGAAUUGCAGUUGCGGAGUGAAUUUCGCAGAAGGAAACUUGAUGCUGGCGCCAAUUCCAUGCCAGACGAAAAAAUUAUACUUACACCAAUAACAACAAAAACUACAGCCACCUUAUCCAAUAUAUCGAGUGCAACAACUGCCACGACUGCUGCUGCUGCCUUCAAUAAUUUAAAUGAACAAUUCACCGCGAAUGCUACUAAUGAAAUCGAUGUUGUUAGUCUUGGCGCCAAAAUGGAUAAUCCAAUAAAUUCUCAAAAUAUGGAUCAACAGCAAUACAGCACUUUUCCGAAACGGCGUAAGUCCGAAGGGCAUAAAUACAUAUUUAAUGAUGCCGGAUAUCUGCUCAAAACUUCAGCCUUUAGAGAUAGCAAUACCGGCAGCGUAUCCGAUAGUGCGAGAGAUAUCGACAUAGAGAAUGUUGAUGGUCCUCCUUUUAUACGAAAAUCAUGGGAAGGUUUACGUGAUAUUCUGUCAUCUUCCAGUCGGAAGAGAAAGAGAGAUUCAUCACGUUUGAAUAUACCAAGUGACGCUUGCAUGGAGACGGUGUUGCGGGAAAUUUUGAAAGGAUCUCAAAUAUGCAAUGCAGUUUGGACGAAGGACACAGAUGGACGUAUGCAUCAAAUUAUAUUUACAGUGGAGUUUAAUGAAACUUAUGAAAAUUUGUUGGACAAACUUCACGAGUGGGGUAUUGGUGAUCGAGCUGGCUCAACUGUGUCUGUUAUGAAUUGUUUGGUUUCAAAAACGUUUCGGCCUGAUGUCGAUAAUGAAUUUCCAGAGCAAAACGACGAUGUCAAUUUAAAUGAACAAAAACAAAGUGUUUGGAAUAGAUUCAUGAACUCGGUAAGAAGUCGAUUGAAUGUGGCGCAAAUUGUGCGCGAUGUUCGACAGGAUGCCGCUAUUACAUUUGAUUUUAUCAUAUUGCUAAUAUCCGCCACGAUUCUAGCAGCUAUUGGUUUGGCUGAGGAUAGUACAAUUUUUCUGGCAGCAAGUAUGCUUGUCUCUCCCUUAAUGGGUCCAAUUAUUGCUGCGAUUUUCGGAACUGCCAUCAGAGAUCCGACACUGCGUACUUUGGGUUUGAGGAAUGAAUUGAUUGGUAUAUUAAUAGCAACAAUUGUUGGUUUCAUUUUCGGCAUUGUUAUUUGCUCCAUCGACGAGCGGUAUGGCAAUGGUGAAGGUUUGACAGCAGAAAUGCUUUCGCGUAGUGAGCUACACUCAUUGUUGGUUGGCCUCUUUACCGCAAUACCUUCCGGUGCUGCAGCCGCUGUAGCGAUUUUGGGUGGAAAUAUUGGUUCGUUGGUGGGUGUGGCGAUAUCGGCAUCGCUCCUGCCCCCGGCCAUUAAUGCAGGCGUCCUCUGGGCUUUGGCACUCAUUUAUAAGCUUUUUGAAAAAGACGAUUCACGUUUUAAUAUCGUUGUGAAGUCACAUACCUUCUCCAACAACCAAGCUGCUGAAUUAUUAUUUUUAGGUGUGAUUAGUAUGUUAGUGACCAUAUCGAAUAUAAUAUGUGUAUAUAUAAUGGGCGUGUUGGUAUUGAAAAUUAAGGAGAUUGCACCUGUGAUUUCUAGAAAUCAUCGAGAAUUUUGGAAACACGAUAUAAAAAUUGCGCGAGGACUGCCCAAAAAUGGUAUCGAUACUAAUACCGCACUGAUCGAUGAGUUUGCUAACCUGCCGCAAGAAGAUCAAAAAACUCUGGGUAUAGAUUAUAAUUUAUUACGGACAAUACGCUUAGACGAUGCCUCAUACCAAAACACUUGGUCGCCCAUUGGAAAUAGGCAGUUAUUCGAUCGAUCUGCGCUAAAUGUUAUAAGAGAUAACUAUUCGACUGUGCAUCAAAUCGAACGCAUAUACUCCACUAUAAACCAGCAUCAAACAUUUCAAUCCAGGAGAACCCGCUGUAGUUUAAAUCGUCAUCCUACUACACUUUGCAGCGCUUACAGCAAAACUUAUGAUAUAUUGCCAGCUUCUAUACCACGCUCUGCAACAAUGCCCACUCAAGCUAAUUGUCCUACUAUAAGUAUUUUAAAAGCAAUGGGUGAAACUGGCUCUUCUACAGCUAAUCCAUCUUCGCAAUCUUCAAUGACUAAUACCCCAACUACUACUAUCGACGAACGUAAACGACGCAAAUUUAUCGUAACACCAGCAGAGGAUCCAAUAAGGAUCUCCAUUAACUAUGACGAAAUGGAUGCUUAGCGGACUCGAGAAGCAUACAAUGGAAUAGUGUUCAUGCAACAGUGUUCUUGCAUGAAUUGCAUACAUUUCUACAUUCAAAUAUACAUUUCAAAUCA
Ceratitis capitata (Mediterranean fruit fly) is the source of this 2476-nucleotide messenger RNA. RefSeq lists its product as uncharacterized. NCBI's taxonomy places the organism in Eukaryota, Metazoa, Arthropoda, Insecta, Diptera, Tephritidae. The record is from RefSeq and is a predicted model, not a curated record. The coding region runs from base 147 to 2381 and encodes 744 amino acids. The transcript is spliced from 8 exons.